Owenia fusiformis is the source of this 799-nucleotide messenger RNA. The record is from the annotation of a GenBank genome assembly. Lineage: Eukaryota; Metazoa; Annelida; Polychaeta; Sabellida; Oweniidae.
ACAUAUACCAGAACUUAGUUUGGAGAAGUCGCUAGCAAGAGAAUGGAACUCCGGAUACUUUUAAUCCUUCUUUCGGGACUCGCUAGUGUCCAAUAUUUGGAGGCUGCCGAACCAGAUAACGAUGAACGAGACCUCAUAGAACUACUAAAAGCAUAUCGCAAACGACUAAAUGAUAAAGUCCCAGAUACAGGCGACAACAUACAAAGAAAGGAAGACGGCAAAUUGAAAGCUUCUACUGACGAUGCAACGGGAGAAAGAAUAGUUGACAACGAUGUGUCAAAACAUAUUGAUACUGAGGUGAACAAUGCUAUGAAGGAACUUGAAAAAGAAAAGACUGAACUCCUUGAAGAGAGACGGGAACUUGGUCAAGAGAGGGAACGACUCAGUCUCGUUGCUCGUAUACUUGUAGACAUAGUAAAAGGAGAUAUUGAUGACUCGCAGUUAAAUACAUACAGAAGAAGACGUCCAUGUAUUGGCUGUCCCUGAUAGGACUCCAGCAAUAUUGUGAAAUAGUGCCAUUUUCUCAAUGUAAAUCUUUAAACGAAAAUGUAGGAUUUCAGGAUAAUGCGACAUUUAUCAUGAUAGAAUGUACGUAGUUGAGUUAUGUCAGUCAGUCUCACCUUCGCUUGCUUUGGUUCAGCUUGAGACAUCCGAGCAAACAAAGAUGAGUCAUUCUAGUUUUGACUUACCUGCGCCAGUCAAACUGUGCCAUCAUUUUGAAAAUGAAAUUACUCAGACAUUAGUCAAGUAUAUCUCCGUGGAUAUACGUAUAUACGUGUAGAGAGAGAGGGGGGGGGGG